CAGAGGCCAUACAAGUGUACAUUUGAAGGCUGUGAUAAAUGUUUCUCCAGGCCAUACCAUCUGAAACGUCAUGCAGCUAUCCACUCAGGAGAGCAGGGUUCAUUUAAGUAUGGUGCAUUUUGUUAACUUUUCUUAAAAGGAUUAAAAAUAAGUGCUUUUUUUUAAAACAUUUGGCUAUAAAAAGUGCAAUAAAAGAAAGCAAUUUUGAAAAACAUUAAAAAAACACAUGACAAUGUUUCGACUUUCUCAGACGUCAUUAUAAAAAAUAGAAAAUCAUGUAUGUGUGUUCUAAAAUGUAUAAAUUAUGCAAGGAAAAAAACAAUACAUGUUGGAGAUCAUUAAAAGAAAGGUAACAUACUAUGUUACAAGUAAAACAAAGAGUUUCACACCAGUGGAGUCAUUCUGCAUUAUUUUAUUACAUUUAAAAAUAAUGUCACUUAAUAAUGUUAUUGACUGCUUUGUUUGUCUUACUUGUUUAAAAUGUAUGAUAACCAGAUGCUCCCAUCCUGGGUGUACAAAAACCUUUUCUGAGAAGCAAAACUGGAAAAGACAUGAGCAGAGGUCUCACAAUCAGCCUUUCAAGGUAUAAGAUGCUACUAAAUGUUAAUAGUUAAGGGAUAUUAAGAUCCAACCACGGCAAUGGCAGCAAGACGGUCAAAAAACUAAGAGGUAACUUAAUAAGCAAAAAACAAAUUUGAGACCUCCCAAGUCUCAUCAUUCUUCUGCGAGUCUCACAGUUUCCUUUUUUACUUUUCUCAGAGCCUUACAACAAAACCCCAAUUUCACGUUUUUUCGGCAAAUAUAAUAAUUGUAGUAAUAGUUAAUUCACCCAAUUAACAAAGGUUUGUUUAAUUUUGAGUGGGAAAAAAUAAAAUCUCACUUUUUGUACAAUGUCCAGAUUUUUUUUUUUACAUGAGUCUCCAGAUUUUUCUUUAUCAGGGGUUGACAGGUCUGAACUUUGCACGAGCAGGACACCUUUUUUUACAUUUUAAUUCUUUGCUGUUGCUUAAUCUUUAGUACAAUGUGAAAAUGUCUAAUUUUGCAUGUACAUGUACUACAUGUAUGGAGCAGGCAAAAAAUAAACCUUGGUGAAAUUUCCCUUCUCUUUCUGAACUUGGAUAUGGUUCUUAAAAUCUCAGAUCAUCUCCAGGAGAGUUCACCUUCAUUUGACAAAGUGAGUUAGAGUAUUUGUGAUGAAAAUUAAAAGAAAGCAAACUCACUUUUUAAGCGAUGUUGUUGCUGCUGUCACCAUCCUUGGAUCAUAACAUCCCUAAUUCAGUGGAGCCUCAGUGCAAUGAAGGACCAAGGGACUGACAAAUUAAAAUAUCUUUGCUAUAACAAGGUUUUGUUAUAUUGAGGUUCUUUUCUAUAAAUUUUCUAUUCCUGAGGUUUAAAAAAUAGUUCAUUAUACCGAUCGAGGACUUUAUUAUAAUAGAAGUUUGUUAUAUCGAGGUUCCACCGCAUUAUUGUUAAUAACAUGUUACAGUAGUUUAUAAUUACAUUAGGAUGGUGUUUAGUAAAGUUCAGUGGUAUACAAUGAAGAAAACUACAAUCUCUAUCUUCUGUACGUUUUACUUUUUAUACCUUUUAUUUUUUAAAAUGGGCAUGAAGGCCUUCUAAUAGAGGGCAAAGACACUAGGUAUUGUAUGGGAUUUUCCAGAAAGUCACAUUUUGGGGAAAAAAGGUGUGUGGUAUAUCUCUUGAGACUGUACAUUAUAUGUAGAUUUAGCAUACAGUGUACAACACUUUUGUUUUGUGGAAUACUAACACUAGAUUCACAAAAAAAUGGAAUACUGUUUAAUUACACAGAAUCUUAGAAACUUCCAGAACUUGUUGCCUAAAAACAUAGCAAGUACUUCAAAGAACAGCAGAAUAAAACUUGACAGAUGACAUCUGCUAUAUUUGAAGAAUACAAAUGUAUCUGCUGGACUAAACAUCCCUUUACAUCCUGAACUUGCCGUAAAACAGGCAUAUGAAGAUGGGACUUAACAUUGAUCAAGGUACAUUUAAGCAUAAUAUUUUAGCUGGUUUUUAAACCAGGAUUUUUUAAAUAAAAAAUGAAACAAUAUUAUUGGAUUUGGCUUUUACCUGAUUUGAAAAAUUAUGCAGAUCCUGGAGGGUGUUAUUCACCUCUGCCAAAACAUCCUUCCUCUGAUCUCCAUAAUUCAUACUCAGCCUUGUCCAAUACCUGUUAAUUAUCAUUAUGAUUAAACCAUUAUCAUUAUCCUGUCAUUAUCAAUAUUAGCUCUCAUUAAGAGGCAGGGUGCAAAGAAAAUCAUUUUUACAGCUUGCCAUUCGGGCAAGCUGAAACUAGCAUUUACUUAAGCCCAGACAUCAUUUCAACUAGCCCCAAAAACUUUUUGAUGAGCAGAAUUGAUUUCACAGUUCUACUGUUAUUCAGAUUCCUCAAAAAACAUCACUUGCCUACUGGGCAAGUUAAAAACAGAAUUCACUAGCCCAAUAGCAAAAUCCACUAGCUCCAGGUUAUCAGAGACUACUUUCUUUCCAUGCUGGGCUGGGGAUUUCCCCCAGCUACUAUGAAUGUGACCCCCAGCUACUUUCAAAGGCAAAUAGAGGAAAAAUUGCCCCUACUUGGCAACUGAAAAUAUUAGUGAUAACCCUGCUGUAUCAUAAACUUUCCUUUGGGCUUUACUAUUCAAGGGACACCUCCAUUCAGGGAAAACAAAAUUUGGUCCCAAAAAAAUGUUCACAUGAUCUUUGUAUUUGUUACCUGUAUUUAAGGAAAACCUCGAUUCAGGGGUAAGGGACACUUCAUGCGCCCCGAAACCCUGGUUUAUUACCUCCAUUAAGGGGACACCUUAAGCACUCAAAAUGUGACUGAAAAAAAAAUGGUUGAUAAGCCUAAGUGUACAUUAGCUAGUGACUCACAAUGAUGACAGAUUUCACAACAUGAACUAUCUCACUUUAAAUCAGUGUACUGCAGUUGUAGGAAUAGUAAACAUGCAAUAUUGUAGAGGCAAAUUUAUCAUAAUUUUUUUUAUACAUCUAGCUGCCUUAAAUAAUGAUGACAAGCAGAUUUCGAGGCAGUAUACAAAAAUAGUUUAUUUGUUCAUUACAUGUAUUAUGUAUUAUUAACAGAUCCCAGCCCAACCUCUAUUCAGGGGACAUUUACCUUGGUCCCAAGGGUGUCCUCUGAAUAGAAGCUUUAUGAAGUUAAAUAAAUAUUUAUUUAACACAGUUAACGACAAGGAGCACAGGCGUUUUCAGCGGUCAGUCGUUUGGCUCAAACGCGGUCACCCUUGCUUGCAUCACCUCCACGUGCUCAGUACAGUGUUUUCCUGGCGGGCAUUCUCUUUGUUUAGCCUUUUGAUCAUUCUUUUACUCCCAUUCCUCCCCCCUUUAUUCUUUCACUGUUAAUCAGUGUGGCAGGUGCCUGGUUCCAUUAGCAUGGGGGCUCAUGGCUAGAGGGCGAGGGUUUGCCAGCCAUGGGGGCGUAACUCUGUGUAGGGGCUGGCUGUGCCAAAGGUGGAAGCCCCUGGACAUCCUGGGCACCCACCUCAACUAAGCGACACAGUUGUUUAACUGUAUUAUUGUUGUAAUGUUGUAAUUUUUAUUAAGAUUUCCUGUGGCUUAUGAGAUCUGCGAUUUGAUUUGUACAAUGUCUAAUGCAAAAAUAGGUGUUUCUUUUUGUUUUAGCUUGACUGUUAGGCAUACAUGUAGUUACACUGUAUUUGUCAUGUUUGGUACUUGCAUUAAAGCUAAAGUUUUUUCCCCUCAUUAAAUGUAUUAGUACCAUAGCAUAUGCAAUAAUCUCAUAGCGCACUGAGGAAACACGAUAAAAAAAUUACGUCUUGUAAGUGACUUAUAUGUAUGCUGCACAAUGUACUUUUUCAAGAGUGGUGCCUAACACAUAUUUUUUUAACCAGUUACUGUAGUUUUAAUUGUUACAUGUACCUGUACAUGUAAGUGACUUACAUGUAUGCUGCACAGUGUACUUUUUCAAGAGUGGUGCCUAACACAUACUUUUUUAACCAGUUACUGUAGUUUUAAUUGUUACAUGUACCUGUACAUGUAAGUGACUUACAUGUAUGCUGCACAGUGUACUUUUUCAAGAGUGGUGCCUAACACAUUUUUUUUUAACCAGUUACUGUAGUUUUAAUUGUUACAUGUACCUUUUUAGUGUGGAUAUGAAGGAUGCAACCAGUCUUUUAAGAAGAGCAGUCAGUUGAAGAAACAUACCUGUCUCCACACAAAUGAAAGUCUAUUUACGUAAGUAACAUCAAUAAAAAAGUACUAAGUUGUAAAUGGGAUGGUAACGUGAUUAAGUUCUUUGAUAAGUACUGAACGUUUGCUUUCACUCAGUCCAUUCUUGGGUUGAUGGCACUUCAGAGUUAGAAAGAGGAGUCAACUUAAGUAGAAACAAGCUCUAGUCAUUGCUGUAGCUCAUGCCUGGAUCAUCAAAGACCCGAGGCGAUCUCAAUCAUAGACCAUUCUUCUGGCAGCCGUCUUUCUGAGCACCAUGGUGUGAGUUGCUCUCUUAGUUCCUUGGUGUAUUCUCCAAGUACAUCCACCAGACAGUCAGUCAUUUUCACGAACCUGAAUAAUUUAUUAGUUUUAGGAAAGUUGAAAGGGGAAUUGAGUAUUAACCUAGGUUAAAACCAGUUACAGUUGACUCUCUCUUGGUUCUUUGAUGUAUUCUCCCAGUACAUCCACCAGCAGACAGUUAGUCAUUUUCAUGAACCAGAAUAAUUUAUUAGUUUUAGGAAACGUCGAAAGGGGAAUUGAGUAUUAAGCUAGGUUAAAACAAGUUACAGUUGACUCUUUCGUAAUGGACACCUCUAUAAAACGGACACUUGCCUUUCUUUACUCCCUUUAUUUGACUUUAGACAGAGUUGACUGUAAUUUUAACCUAAAUUUCACUUUGAACUAUGACACUCUUCUUCGGGGUUUUAUGCUCUUUCUUUUUCUGUUCUAUUCCUCCAUCUUAGGCAUGCGAUUUCUCUAUGAUGUUGACCUCUGUACAUGUUCCCUCUUGUCAGUAAAUAAGAGAUAUGUCUGUUCGUCCUUCUGCCCUUUCUUCCAUUCAUCGACUAUUCAUCGUUCCCUCCUCUUUUUAUUUCUUUCUUUAUUUUUUACGUUUUUCACAAUUCCUAGGUGCCAAGUAGAAGGAUGCAACCGUGGUUUUGAUUCAGCUCCAAGGCUGCGGCGGCAUAUGAAAAUACACAACAAGGGUGAGUGUGAUCAGAUUGUCUGGCUGUUUCUUGAAAGGCAAUGUCCUUUUCUUUCACGUCAUUUCACGAUGUUUAGCGGUAGACCUUAACUUUACCUACUCUGGAAAGAAAAAAGGGCGGACAGAAUGACACAACAACAGGAUAUUCUGUCUGUGCUCACUAAUUCGAUUUGUGAUACAUCAACUACUUCUGUGUAAAUACCUUACACACAUACUCCCUAUGAAGUAUUCAAUAUGUCAUCCCCAUUUACAGGAUGCAAAGAAGGUCAGUUUUACAGCCUGCCAUUCGGGCAACCUGUAGCUAGCAUGUACUAGCCUACAAGUCAUUUCAACUAGCCCAAAAACCCUUUGUGAUUACAAUUCUGUAAUUUGAAUUUUCCCCCCCCCCCCAAAAAAAAAAAAAAAAAAAAAAAAACAGCACUUGCCCGUAGGGCAAGUUAAGAACAAAAAUCACUAGCCCAAUGGCAAAAUCCACCAGCCCUGGGCUAUUGGACAUGACUUUCUUUGCACGCUGAUGUACGUUAAAUACUGAAUGUUUUUCUUUUAUUCUGUCCAGGAUAUGUGUGCAGUGUACCUGGAUGUGCUGAAACCUUUGACAAAUUUUCUAAACUUGCCAUACAUGUGAGAAGUCAUGGUAUGAAAUUUUCUGUUCUGGUGCUCAUAAACUCUCCUGCCUCAAACUCUUCCCCAUCCCACACCCUGCUAAUUUCCCACUUACUUUAUUUUAUUACCCCCACAUCCUGUAUCCCUGUCACACGAAAAUUCCUAUAGGUACAAAAUAUUCAACAGCAUGCAUCUUGUAGGAGGCAAAGAUCGCUUAAUUGACCUGGAGAUGAUUUAACACCAACAACCACAACAACAUCUUUAUUUCUUACAUUAAAUAUACAAAUAUCACACCACCUGCAAAUAGCAAGGCUAAUCGAGGCAGGUGGUGUGUAGACGGCUUAAGAUUUAUUACAAAUAGUUGAAGUGAAAAAGUACCAUAUUUAUAAUAAAAAAGGUCAGUCACGAGAGAAAUUGAGAUAAGAAAAUCGAGGCAGCUAUUUAGAUAAGCAGGGGCUAAUAUUUUUUAAAAUCGGAGAUUAUCGUGUUUAGGUCAGCAUAUCUACCCUGAACUUCAAAUAUUUUCAACAGAAUUGUAUGAACUUUUUCCUUAAAGAGAGAUAAAGUACAGUAUCUUGAUUAUGCCGUCAAAUAUGAAAUAUAACCUGCCAUAAUUCAAGCGAUUAUGGGUAGGAAAAAGUUUGAUGAUAAAUACAUGAAAAUAUAUGUAAUAAAUAACUAUAAAAAUGGUAGUGGUUCUUUAUCUACUAUUCCUGGUAAAACUGGAAUUUGGAACUGUUCAUUUUUGAGGAGGGAGGAAAACCAGAGUACUGGGUGAAAACCUGUUUGUCACCAUUGCUCAUUAUCACUCUUUCUACUAAACAAAGGAGCAUAAAUUUUAACUCUAAUUUAAACUAUGAAUAAAUUGAGUAGCACUAUGUAUGUAUUGAGGUAGUAGUCAAUUUAUUUCUCUCUGUAGGUUAUACAAGUUUAUAGAAACAGAUAAUUCAUUCAUUAAAAAUAACUAAAUCUGAGAAAAAGGGCAAAAAUAGUAGAACUAAUACAUUGCCCUAAUAGAUGGGAAAAAAAGGUUUCUAACUAAGUAGAUACAACUUUAAAAAUUUCGUGAUUCAACGGGGUUAAAAUGCUAGCGGCCAUCUUGCUGCCGCGCUGCCAACCAACGUUGAUAAAUGUCAUCUAUUUUAAUUAUAAGAACUAUUGUGUCAAUACUGGAGGAAAGCUGAGAAGAAAAAUUAAACUUAAAACGUUACUCAACGUUUUAAUGUUUCGAGCAUCAUUAUCAAGAGUGAGAAACGUUAAUUUUCAAAGUUGUUAAAAAAUUCGAAGUUUGAUUAUUGACAAUUAGGAAUUAAUUAAUUACUUUAAUUUCUCUCGGUGUAGUAUACUGUUCUUUGUUAGUCUGUCUGAGUAACGAUUGCCAGACUCGAACCUUUCUCUUCAUAGUUUUCUGGGCAUCCAUUCAAUAAGCCUGUUUUUUUUGUUUGUCUGUUUGUUUGUUUUUUCAUGAAGAAAGUAAAUGUCCAUUCAUGAAGAAAGUGAAUGUCCAAUAAUAUUAAUCAAAGUGUCUUAAAUUUUACAGGUUUUGUUUGUGAGGUUUGUAAAAAAACCUUUUCACGCACCUGGGAGGUAUGUAUAGUCUAG
Porites evermanni is the source of this 7396-nucleotide messenger RNA. NCBI's taxonomy places the organism in Eukaryota, Metazoa, Cnidaria, Anthozoa, Scleractinia, Poritidae. The record is from the annotation of a GenBank genome assembly.